AUGGACGCGAUCCUCGAACAAGCCCGCACCAUCUACGAAGGCGAAAUUGACUUCGAAGGCCAACGUCUCGCCGAAUACAUCACCUACGGCCUCCUCUCCGUCGCCGGCGCCAUCGCCUUCCUCGUCGGCUUUGCCACGCAGAACAUCUAUCAGACGCUGUACAUCGGGUUGGGAGGCACGGCUUUGACGUUCUUGAUUGUGGUGCCGCCGUGGCCGUUCUUCAACAAGCAUCCGCAGCCGUUCUUGCCGGCCAGGACGACGAACUCGGCGUUGCAGGGCAUUAGUAUUGAGGUUGAUGGGAAGAAAGUGAGCUGA
Molecule: messenger RNA, 315 nt
Organism: Zasmidium cellare ATCC 36951
Lineage: Eukaryota; Fungi; Ascomycota; Dothideomycetes; Mycosphaerellales; Mycosphaerellaceae
Exons: 2
Coding region: 1-315 (104 amino acids)
Biological process (GO): protein targeting to ER
Cellular component (GO): signal peptidase complex; endoplasmic reticulum membrane
Source: RefSeq, a predicted model, not a curated record